CAUGUUCCUUUCAAACCAACAACGUAACUGUUGACUGUUGUUCUGGAAACAAUUUUAUUCCAUAAAUACUCUUUCCAAUUUCUGCCAUUGCCGGCAGAUAGAGCAAAGGGUAAAAACGUAAUAUCAUCUCAGCACAGAGUCUUUAUAACUUGAAAUGCAAAAACUGCCUCUCGCCGACCCUAUCUACUGGCAGAGGAAAAGAAUCCUAUAACCCGGAAAAUACUCACAUUUACGCCCACAGAUGCAUUCUUGAGCUAUCGGGCGCCAUGUUUGGAGAUGUAACGGGAGGCGUAAACUUUGGUGUCACAUCUACUGGCGCCGCGCCUCCGGGGACGUCUGCAAAGGCGGCCCAGGCACAGGUGCGGAGAGGCGGAGGGGAUGGAGCGGAGGCGCAGUACGUGUCGGCCAAGACGUCUGUGUGGUGGGACAUAGAAAACUGCCAGGUGCCUAAGGGCUGCGAUCCCCACGCUAUUGCCCAGAAUAUAAGCUCUGCUCUUGUCAACAUGAAUUACUGUGGGCCUGUCUCCAUCUCCGCCUACGGCGACACUAAUCGAAUUCCGCAGUCUGUUCAACACGCUCUCUCCAGCACCGGCAUCGCCCUCAACCACGUCCCUGCCGGUGUGAAAGAUGCGAGUGACAAGAAAAUUCUAGUUGAUAUGCUUUUCUGGGCAGUAGACAACCCUGCCCCUGCAAAUUACUUGCUUAUUUCUGGUGAUCGGGAUUUUUCUAAUUGUCUACAUCAACUACGCAUGAGGAGAUAUAAUAUACUUUUGGCACAGCCGCAACAAGCAUCUGCACCUCUUACUGCUGCAGCAAAAACUGUGUGGCUAUGGACGAGCCUUGCAGCUGGAGGACCCCCAGUUACUAGUGGGGAAUCAUCACAACUAGCUAAUGUAAGCAGUAAAUGCGUUGCUAUAACGUCUCAAAGCAGAUAUCCGGAACCCAUUCAACUUAGCUCUGAAAGCCUUUCUUUGGGAACUCCAAAUUCAAAUGCUAAUAUAAGGGUUGGGGACACUAUUUCUAAAGGGAAAUAUUUUCAUAAUGCCUUGAAUCAGCCUGCCAUAUCAAGAACCUUGAGUUCUGGUGUAAUUCAAGAAACUAAGAGCAACAGUUAUACUUAUCAGCCAGAGUUCACGCAAACAAAGCAGUUUAAGAAAGCUCCACAUGAAUUCUUCAGAGGCGGUGGGUCUGUUGUCACUGCAACUAUGUCUGCACCCAAUUUCUUUCCUGGUAAUUCUGAUCCUGCAGGAAAUAAUGGCAGUAGUACCAUUUCUGGUGGUCAGAAUCCCUAUUCUCAAUUUGUGAGGCCAAAUAAUUCUAUGCAAAUACAUGCUUCUCCACAUGGUAAUUUUUCCAUGAAUCCCAAACCUGAUGGUAUUAGACCUGUGGCAUCAUUUACAAAUACGCCUGAUAUUGGUAAACUAGGUAUAUCUGAACGUCAAGUUGCUCCUAAUUUCCAUCUUCAAGCUGUAGAAGAGUUAAAAAAGGGCUCGCUUGAGUCUCAUAAUUUUGGUACCCUAAAUGCACCCAAUAAAGGCCAUCCAACGCACAACAAUCAAAUGAACAAAUGGCAUCCUCGAGGUCCAGGAUUUCCACUUCUUCCAUCCUCUCCUGUGGUCGGCAACACUACCUUCAGUACUGAUAUCUGGGGAGCUCAAGGAAGGCCAUCACCUUCAGAUUAUGUGCAAGGUCUUAUUGGUAUUAUCUUACUGGCUUUAGACACCCUGAAAGCAGAAAAAGUUAUGCCUACUGAAGCAAACAUAACAGAUUGCAUUCGAUUUGGAGAACUGAAGCACCAGAAUACUGAUGUACGAAAAGCAUUGGAUAGUGCAAUUGAGCAAAAUAUGGUAGUUGAACAAAGGUUAGGCACGUUACAGCUGUAUGUUGGUAAAAAUGAAAGACUCUGGAAGUGUGUGAACACUACAGGUGGUAAUCCCAACCAGUACCCAAAGGGAACAUGGGAUAAAAUACAGAAGUUCCUGACCUCCUCUGCAGGGCGAUCAGCCAUAUUGGCUUCUCAUUGCAGAUAUGAAGCAGCGUUGAUACUGAAAAAGGCAUGCUUAGAAGAGUAUGCUUUGGGUGAUGUACUCCAGAUCUUGAAUAUGUUAAGUUCCCCCAAAAAAUGGAUUAUGCAUCAUCCAUCAGGAUGGCAACCAAUUGCCAUUACCCUUAAAGAUUAAAACAGAGAGAUACUAGUGUAGUAGGUUGAUCUGUCAAGAUCAACAUUUAGUUUUGGAGAAGUGGUCCUACUAAUUGGCGGUCACAAAUUCUAAGUACACAAUAUAUUUUAUUUGAGUGUCGGUUGCAGUUGAGCUAAGUUCUGGAGAUGUGGAGGCCAGUUGAAAGAACUGCUUUGGUUGACAUACAAAAAAAAAUAAUAAUAAUAAAAAGAAAAAGAAAAAUUGCAGGUGGGAACUCUUAGAUGAUGAUGAGCUCUAGUGGGUAUAUAAAGGGAGAAGGUUAGCUUAUGGUAUGGUGCAUGCUAUGGACAGAGAGAAUUCUCAGAGGUUGCAGAAUCGCCAUUAUGAGUUUGCUUCUGUGCCAGGGGCGAAUGUUAAAGGGGUGGUUUUUAUACCUGAAUUUUCAUGGCUUUUGUUUAUUACAGGCCAUCUACUAGAUAAGAUGGUCCUCGGUGAAUAUCACAAAAAGGUUGGGCGACGGCCAUUACUUCUAAAGUACAAUGGAUUCCGGACUGGCACUGAUGAGGGAGCAAGUGUUUGGAUUUCUGUAAAUCAAUAAUGAAUCUGCAACAAGUCGCAAGUUUGGUGUAGGUUUUAGUACUUUCCAAGUAGGGCAGCACUGUGAUGCUGUGCUUUUCACGUGAAAUGGCCUGUUGAAGAGCACUUACUAGAGUAAGUCUGAAGCGCUGAUCACAUUCCUGGUAACUCUUCUGGGCCAAUUCUUCAAAAAAAAGGGGAUGUUACUGACGUGCUCUAUGCAAAAGAAAGAAAAAUAAAUAAAUAGAAAAGGAAGACCAAUUAAACGGAGUAAAAAAAAUAUGAAAUGGCGGUAGCCUGCAAAUGGUAAGCAAGUAUUGAUACUAGGUUCACAUGGAAACCUUUUACUGUAGGUAGCUCUUUUGAGCAGCGGUUACAAAUAUCUACUAUAAUGAGAGAAUUGUUACUACAAACCAUUUCGCAGUUGUUUUUAUUUUAUCAAAUCCUGUGGGAUCUCAUAAACUUUAUUAAAAGAAUGAGUUGCAAUGUUUUUCUUUUUGGCA
Molecule: messenger RNA, 3220 nt
Organism: Manihot esculenta (cassava)
Lineage: Eukaryota; Viridiplantae; Streptophyta; Magnoliopsida; Malpighiales; Euphorbiaceae
Exons: 3
Coding region: 267-2180 (637 amino acids)
Biological process (GO): regulation of gene expression
Cellular component (GO): peroxisome
Molecular function (GO): RNA nuclease activity
Source: RefSeq, a predicted model, not a curated record